AUGGUGAUGGGUUCCACCCUUCAGUGGUUGACAGCUAUUCAUAUACUGACUUUUCAACACAUAUCAUGCCUACUUACAGAUAAUUUUAUUAGCUAUCCUCCUAAUAGUUCUGUCCUUGGAGUCGUUGGAGAAGGAGUGGUUCUGCCUUGCUAUGUGGUAGCAGAGAACAUUCCUGGGAUAUUCUCUGUCCAAUGGAUAUUUAAUGAACAAUCUCAAAAAAUACCUGUGAGCACAUAUGAUGGAAAAACUCAAAAGGAAAAGCAAGAUGAGAGAUAUCAAGGCAGAACAGAAUUCUUUCAUAGUGAGUUUGGGGCUGGAAACAUGUCUCUGCUCUUGAAGAACAUCAGGAGUUCUGACAAAGGAUCAUAUACUUGCGUGGUCUCUUUCAAUGAUGAGUACCAUGAUGCGUCAAUUGAACUGAAAGUAGCAGCUAAAGGUGGUGUGCCUUCCAUUUCCCUGAGAAGUUACAUGAAACAGAACAUUGGCCUCACCUGCCAUGCAGAUGGAUGGUUUCCUAAACCCAAGGUGAUUUGGCUGGAUGGCCAAGGACAGGUCCGGAAGGAACAAUCGACCACAAAGAUGGUGAUGAUGCCUUCAGGUCUUUACAGAGUCAUAACUUCCAUGAGCCUAAAGCCUGGAUCUGACAUGGAAGUAUCCUGCAGGAUAGUCAAUAAUCUGCUAAAGACAACGAGUGAGUCCAGAAUUCUGAUUUCAGAGAUUUUCUUUCCCUCCAUUUCAAAAUGGCUGAUUGUCUACCUGGUAAUUUUAUGUUUUAUCACGGUCCUAAUCUCCACUGUAUUUUGUAAACUGAGGAGUAACCACAAGAAAACAAUUAAAUCAGUAAAAAUGAAGACAAAGAUGGAAGAAGAAAACGAACAACUAAAGUCAAUGUUAGAACAAGAGAAAGCCACAAAUCGAAGAGCAAAAUCAAAACUCAAAGAACGCUUUGGUAAACUGAAAGCUGAGCUGGAUUUCUGGGAAGCCCGGAGCCAUGCAGUUUUCAUUGCUGUGAAUCCUGAUUGCCGAGUCCUAGAGCUCCCAGUGCCAGGGGCUCCAAAAGUUGAGGACACCUCAUCUGAGCCUGCUGGCCUGAACAGUCCCUCCACAGUCCCUGUCCUGGUGGGGAAGGAAGGGUUUACAGCUGGGAAACACUACUGGGAGGUGGAGGUGGGCCAGCAGCAGGACUGGGUGCUGGGGGUUGUGAGGGAGAAAGAGAGGCAAGAGGAGGAAGGGACAAAUGCUGGGGAGGACUUCUGGGCUCUGCACAGAUCCCAGGGGGAGUUAUUCGCUAGUAAAGGAAACAGAAGGAUUGAGAAGAAGAAUAUGAGUUGCUCAGUGAUUGGUGUGCUUCUGGACUUGGAGGAAGCACAAGUCAAAUUUUAUAAUACAGAGCAGAUGAAUAUCAUAGUGAAAAUCCCUAUAAGCCUUGGAAAGGAACCUGCAGAAAGGUUUUACCCAUUUUUACCUAAAAGAGAAGAAGGGGUAGUCACACCUGUUAUCUGCCCAGUCUUAAUCCCUGUCCCUUUGGAGAAACUGUAG
Messenger RNA from Oxyura jamaicensis (ruddy duck), 1539 nucleotides. Its product is annotated as butyrophilin subfamily 2 member A1-like. The record is from RefSeq and is a predicted model, not a curated record. The transcript has 12 exons. Bases 1 to 1539 code for a protein of 512 amino acids. Gene Ontology annotation, molecular function: protein binding. Lineage: Eukaryota; Metazoa; Chordata; Aves; Anseriformes; Anatidae.